Molecule: messenger RNA, 2338 nt
Organism: Sorex fumeus (smoky shrew)
Lineage: Eukaryota; Metazoa; Chordata; Mammalia; Eulipotyphla; Soricidae
Gene: ANKZF1
Product: ankyrin repeat and zinc finger peptidyl tRNA hydrolase 1
Exons: 13
Coding region: 91-2250 (719 amino acids)
Molecular function (GO): protein binding
Source: RefSeq, a predicted model, not a curated record
AGACGCCGACUUUGGGAAGAUCUGUUGCUCCCCCCCCACCACCACUUUCUGCUCCCCGAUUUGUUUCCCAGUCCUUUUUUUUGCCCCGCCAUGUCGCCAGCUCCGGCAGCCCAGGCUCCUGUGUCCGUGUCCCUGUUUGACCUCAACGCUGAUGCUCCGGUUCUUCAGGGCCUGAGCCUGGUGAGCCACGUUCCCGGCGAGGCGCUGGUGCAGGCUCUGCGGACUUCCGGUCCAGGUCCAGAGGAGAGAGUGAACCCAGAAAGAAAACCUCUGGAAAUUUCGGACAAGUUAUUCUGUUCAACCUGUCAGCAGUCCUUCCAGAACCAUCAGGAACAGAGGGAACAUUAUAAGCUUGACUGGCACCGGUUCAACCUGAAGCAGCGUCUCAAGGACAAGCCUUUUCUGUCUGCCGUGGACUUCGAACGGCAGAGUUCUGCAGGAGAACUUUCCAGCAUCUCAGGGUCAGAAGACUCCGACGACUCGACCAGUGAUGAGGACGACCAGACACUGGCAGAGGAGAAGGUUGAGCACGAGAAGCCCGGCCGGCCCCAAGGCUUUCAGCCACAUCAGCUUCUUUUCCAGAAUGCCCAGGGCCAGUUCCUUUCUGCCUAUCGCUGUGUCCUGGACCCUCGAAAGGCGCCCCCUGAGGAGGCAGAGAUGCUACUCCAGAACCUGCAGAGCGGGACUGCCAGGACCUGUGUGGUGCUGAUGGCAGCUGCCGGGCAUUUUGCCGGUGCCAUCUUCCAGGGAAGAGAAGUGGUGACACACAAAACCUUCCACCGCUACACGGUGCGGGCCAAACGGGGCACAGCCCAGAGCGUGCAGGAUGCCCGGGGCGGGGCCUGCCGCUCGGCUGGAGCCAGUCUGAGGCGCCACAAUGAAGCCGCGCUCUACCAGGACGUUCGGAACCUGCUGGCAGGGCCGGUCUGGGCUAAGGCACUGGGGGAGGCUGGGACAGUACUGCUUCGUGCCCCACGCUCAGGCCGGUCCUUGUUCUUCGGAGGACAUAGGGCACCCCUACAAAGGGGGGAUCCCCGACUCUGGGAUAUCCCCCUCACUACCCGCAGACCCACCUUCCGAGAGCUCCAGCGUGUGCUCCACAAACUGACCACCUUGCUGAUCCACGGUGAAGAUCCAUGGGAGUCAGCUGGGUCUGAAGGGACUCAGAGACACUGGAAGGCAGCGGUGGAGAGGAAGAAGGAUGUCCAGGGAGAAAGCCAAGUUCCCGGCGACAGCAACAUGGCCCCGCAGCAGCACAGGGAGGAUUCUGCCGAGCCAGGCUCGGGGUCAGAGGGAGAGGAUGACUGCCCAGUUGAAUUGGAGCUGGUCGAGUUGACGCUGGGAACCCUGGGCCUUCGGGAGUUUGAAGUGUUGCCCAAGCGGAGGCGAAGGAGGAGGAAUAAGAAGGAGAGGAGCCGAGACGUGGAGGCCGGGACUCCGCAUCUGCCCCUGCCUCCCCACGACAUGGACAUGGGGUCCCAGCCAGCUCCAGCACCAGUGGCAACAGGCCAGGGGCCUCCACUGGAAGACGCCAAGAGCCCCGGCCAGCCUGAGCGCUGGGCUGAGCUCCUAGCAGCUUGCCGGGCUGGGGACAUCGGGGUGCUGCGGCACCAGCUGACUGCCAGCCCCAUGGAGCCCGAAGUCCUGUCUCUGCUCAACACCCCCUUGGGCCCUGGGGGCUUCACCCUCCUGCAUGCAGCAGCUGCUGCAGGGAGGGGCGCUGUCGUCCGUCUGCUGCUGGAGGCCGGGGCCGACCCCACCAUGCUGGACUCCCAGGCCCGGCCGCCGUAUGUGGUGGCCGCGGACAAGUCCACGCGCAGCGAGUUCCGCCGGUUCAUGGAGCAGCAGCCGGAUGCCCACGAUUAUGGCAAGGCACAGGUGCCGGGGCCGCUGAGCGCGGCCAUGGAGGCGCGGCGGGCGGCUCGGAAGAAGGAGCAGCGGGCGGCCCGCCGGCAGCGCGAGCAGCAGCAGCGGCAGCAACAGGAGCAGGAGCGGCGGGAGCAGGAGGAGCGGGAGCGAUUCGCCGCCCUCAGCGACCGGGAGAAGAGAGCGUUGGCGGCCGAGCGCCGACUGGCUGCCCAGUUGGGAACCCCUAGCCCCGCGGUCCCUGAGUCCACAGUGAACAACGUCCGACGCUGCCAGAGCUGCGGCGCCUCCCUCCAAGGCCUGGUUCCCUUCCACUACCUGGACUUCUCCUUCUGCUCCACGCGCUGCCUCCGGGAGCAUCGCGGGCGGGCGGCGGCGUCCUGACCCGGGCCGAGGGGGACCCCCCACCCCGAGGGCGAAGGGCAAAGACAGGGCGCUGGAACUUGAAUCGCAAUAAAGGUCGGCCGGGAGA